Messenger RNA from Neoarthrinium moseri, 1884 nucleotides. RefSeq lists its product as uncharacterized. The transcript has a single exon. Bases 1 to 1884 code for a protein of 627 amino acids. Lineage: Eukaryota; Fungi; Ascomycota; Sordariomycetes; Amphisphaeriales; Apiosporaceae. The record is from RefSeq and is a predicted model, not a curated record.
AUGGCUCACAAAGAGGCCAAACAGUCCUCAUUCCGUGCAACGCGCACUCCCUAUGAUCUGGGCAUGGCACAACCUUCGUCACUUCUCGCCGGAUCUCGGUCCUUCGAGAUGAGAAGUGAACCCCAGGUAGUCGGCCAGCAUACCAUCAGACGGGCUUUCGGCUUGGAGGUCACCAUUGCUCGAUUGGAGGAGAACAUCGCACACUUGCAAGCUGAGAACUCUGCUCUUCGAGCUGAAAAUAGUGAGCUGAAGGAGCUGUUCCCAAUUGAUCCCAUCUCCUUCAACAUCAACCCACAGCCCCCCAUUGCCAAGCCCGUGCUUUCCACGACCGAUCUCUUAUUUGAUCGCUCCGAGAACGCUCUUACAACCUACAACUCCGUUGUUCCCCCCCGAGAGCGCCUCGAUAUUAUACGCGACAUCGGUGAGACCUUGACAAGCUCAGCUUCCUCGACGUGCGCGGCGUCAUCAGAACCAAACCCCGCCAGAUAUCAGAAGGUCUCAGACUUCAUGGCUGGUAAACUAGUGGAAUCUUACUCACCUCCGGAUACUGAUCCUUCCAGCACUUGCUGUCUAGAGUCUAGUAUCAUAUUUGACCACGCCUCUGAAAACUCCUAUGCUGAGAAACGCCACAGCUGGCUCAAGUCCUAUGACCCCACGGCGCGGAAUCCACUCCAUCAACCCCAGACAGGUUCGACGUAUCUGGCUCGACUUCGAGAGAAGCCCUGGGUCAGCGAAUGGAAAUUCUUCGGCUUUCCUGGAAUAGUUGGUUUUGUGGACACUAACAGCGAGGCAAGCACAUUCGACGAAUACGAACAAGAGCCGGAACAAAGAGCACAGGAUAUCCGAGACAAUUACAGCGGCUUUGAAGACAACGUGGACCUUCGUGGUGGACUUCUUGAAGAUUGGGAAGCCGCCGUUAUGCUCGGUUUCGCCUCUGAAGCCCAAUGGGAUGGCUUGAGUGAUAUGAACCAGCGUUCUUCUCCUUCCUACGCCGACGCUCCUUCCGCGUCCAGCUCAGACAAUAGCUAUGAGAAAACCUUCAGCGAUGCGAGAGUUGACACUGAGGGAAGUGCCAGUACCACGCCGGGUCAGUUGUGGGUCCCGUACGGCAAUUUCACACAGACCAAGACCUGGGUUAGCGAGGAGGAGAUGGCCCGAGUCCAAUACGAGAAGUGCAUGGCUAACCUCCGCUACAUGGGCUUCGACCGGUUCCCCUUGUAUCCCAUGACGUUUCAAGAGUGGGUGGCUUGUAAGGCCGAGUGCGCCUACUCUAAGGUGAUGCUGGCGAAACGAAAGCUUGACGAUAUGCAAACUGCUCUCAACAAAGAGCGCGCGAGUGUUGCAUCUGGCGAUCACUCUAACAUCACUUCCCUUGGAUCUGAUACGCAGCUCGCCGAAAAGCUUCAGCACAUUUCUCAGAUGGAUGAGCACUCCCCUGUACUUGCGCGCCGCACCAUUUGGCAUCCCGGUUUCACCAGUCAGCCAAUUGCUGACUGGCCCAGCUACAAAGAGUUCAAAGCUGAGGGCGACGAUCGACAGAAGGGACAGCGAAAUUACCGCCGCAUGUUGCCAUUGCCUAAACCGAGAGAGCCUCACGGUGCUCGUCUUCUCCGCCAGCUCCCCGGUUCCGAGACUCCCACAGAUAUCCACACACAAUACCUUAUUCGGCUGUUCGAGCCCGCCUACGGUCUCAUGUGUGACGUCUCCCACGCUGCGAUGCUCCAGAUCAAGGAGCCGAGGCUCUAUUCUAAGCUGGACAGGAAUACCGAGCAAGAGCUCAAUGAUGACAGCCUGGACUCAUUCACUGGUGGCUUGCUGCAAGAAAUUGAGCGCGAGGAACAGAUCUCUGACCGCUUUGCAAGUCUGGAUAUCGGUUUGCAUUGA